Carassius carassius (crucian carp) is the source of this 2736-nucleotide messenger RNA. It is a transcript of the gene abi2a, whose product is annotated as abl-interactor 2a. Bases 79 to 1758 code for a protein of 559 amino acids. Lineage: Eukaryota; Metazoa; Chordata; Actinopteri; Cypriniformes; Cyprinidae. Gene Ontology annotation, molecular function: SH3 domain binding. The transcript is spliced from 12 exons. The record is from RefSeq and is a predicted model, not a curated record. Gene Ontology annotation, cellular component: lamellipodium.
UCCCGAAGCUCCGCGGGAGGUGAAGCCGCUGUACUUCCUGUGGCUGGUUGAGAGGCGGGCGCGUGGAGGGAUGUAAAGAUGGCGGAGCUGCAGAUGCUGCUGGAGGAGGAAAUCCCAGCGGGUCGCAGAGCGUUACUGGACAGCUUCACCAACCUCGAAAGAGUCGCCGAUUACUGCGAAAGUAACUACGUACAGUCUCCGAACAAGCACGCCGCUCUAGAGGAAACAAAGAACUACACCACUCAGUCACUGGCCAGUGUGGCCUACCUGAUCAACACACUUGCCAACAAUGUGCUCCAAAUGCUGGACAUCCAGGCCUCCCAGCUGCGCCGAAUGGAGUCCUCCAUCAACCACAUCUCUCAGACGGUGGACAUCCACAAAGAAAAAGUGGCGAGGCGGGAGAUAGGCAUCCUCACAACCAAUAAGAACACCUCCCGCACGCAUAAAAUCAUUGCUCCAGCCAAUCCCGAGAGGCCAGUGCGGUACAUUCGCAAACCUAUCGAUUACAGCACGCUGGACGAUAUCGGUCACGGUGUGAAGUGGUUGCUUAGGUUCAAGGUCAACACCCAGAACAUGAAGAUUGGCGGUCUUCUUCGCACCACACCUCCCACACAGAAACCACCAAGCCCCCCAAUGCCAGGCAAAGGCACCAUAGGGAGACACUCCCCCUACAGAACACUUGAGCCAGUGCGGCCUCCGGUGGUACCAAAUGACUAUGUCCCCAGCCCCACACGCAAUAUAGUGCCCAUUCUGCAGCAAAGUCCUGUGCGCACAGCAUCUGUUAAUCAGAGGAACCGCACUUACAGCAGUGGGAGCAGCGGCGGCAGUCAUCCCAGCAGUCGCAGCAGCAGUCGUGAAAACAGCGGCAGCGGCAGUGUGGGUGUUCCAAUCGCCGUUCCUACACCCUCUCCACCCAGCGCCUUCCCAGCUGCUGGUGCCAGCACACCCUCAGCUACAACUAACUCCACUCAGUCUUCUGUUACGUCCUCUAAUUUAACUCCCACACAACCCUCAGCCAACCCCACCUCAAUCCCUGAAUCUCUCCCCACUCAACCCGACUCCAAUGAGAGCUCUCUGACUCCAGAUAAUGGCUCUCCUCCCUCUCAACCACUCCUCGCUUCAGCUGAAGCUAGUGCUACAUCCAGCACCAACCCUGGGACAGGUGGUCCUCAGUUCUACAGCAUGAACAGGCCCGUCCCCAAACAGAUCGCGCCCACAGUGGGGGGUUCGCUGCCGUAUCGCCGGCCGCCCUCGAUCUCGGGUCAGACUUCCAUGCCCCCCAGCCAGCCGAACGGAGGGCCCUAUUACAAUCAGAACCAAGCCUCAGUGGCCCCCCCUCCACCCUCCGUACUGCAGAUCACACCCCAGCUUCCACUGACGGGUUUUGUGGCUCGCGUACAGGAAACCAUUUCAGAUGCGCCUCCCCCACCUCCCCCUUCAGAAGAGCCGGUGUUUGAGGAGACACAAAACCCAGUUCCACCUCCAGAAGGCUUUGAGGAAGAGGAGUCUUCUGUGGUGGAAUACAGUGACCCUUACACUGAAGAAGACCCACCCUGGGCUCCACAAACGUACUUGGAGAAAGUGGUGGCGAUCUACGACUACAUGCAGGACAAGGAAGAUGAAUUGUCUUUCCAGGAGGGGGCCAUCAUUUAUGUCAUUAAAAAGAAUGAUGAUGGCUGGUUUGAAGGUGUGAUGAGCGGCACUACAGGUCUCUUCCCUGGAAACUACGUGGAGUCCAUCAUGCACUACACGGAGUGAGAGUGUCCUCAGUCUCUCCCCCAACCCUUGAGGCCCACCAGUGCUAAUCUUACACUGCAGAAGAGUGCAUGUGUGCAUACAAACCAUGCUAAUAACAGGCCGUGAGACUUCUGAGAUGAGAGGUGCAACUGAAAAGACGAAGCGAUGUGAAGCUGAACAUCCAGAUGUUGCAGACCAGACUUUUGCACCAAGGACUGAGGAAACACUAUUAGAGAAAUAACAUUGUAAAAAUAAAAGCCAAUAAUCUGUUUACUGUUGAAUGAAGGAUACAGAGUUUGAAGUUCAUGAUAUGCAUAAGCUAGAUUUAGUGUGGGUACAUUGUUUUUAUUUUUUCAUUUUUCAUGACCUUUGCUCAUUCCACAGCAUUGCAGUGUUUUGGAAGGCAGCACGGGGGCUGACUGAUGUCUCUGAAAUGGAUUUGUUUUUUGAACGGCCUGAGGUGGGUUCAGGGAAUGCUUUACAGUGAGGUCACACUCAAAAACGGAGGUCAUUACAUUCAUGUUAUGUUUUAAGGUACAAGGAAUGUGUGGAACUGAACAGAAAGAUUGAAUAUAGAGAAGUAGCUUUCUAUUUAUUACAUGUUGUGAAAGCUCAUGGUUUUUUAAUUUGUCUCUGUAAAGUGUUUUUUAGUAAUUGUUUGAUUUAUUCUCUCCCAUCUAAUUAAAAUUAGUUUGAGCCAGAUGAUAUAGGAAAUAUUUGCACAAAGGUCUCACCUUGGUUUUACUUUUUAACUUGAUCAUUAAAUAUAUUUAAUGUUUAUUUACUUUUAUUCCCUCAUGAGAAUCGGUCAGCCCCAACACACAUGCAGUACUAGACAUAUCCAAUAACCUCAUGUACUUAAAACUUUGCUUUUUUUGUUUGUUUGUUUUACAUUUAAAUAUUGUGUCAUGAUGCUAACCAUUUGGAUAAUCUACGAUAAGUGUAUGUAGUGAUUCAUAGACUGAAUGCUUAAUGAAAAUAAACUUAUUGACAUUUUAA